This is a messenger RNA of Tremella mesenterica DSM 1558, 1614 nucleotides long. RefSeq lists its product as uncharacterized. The record is from RefSeq and is a predicted model, not a curated record. The transcript is spliced from 5 exons. Gene Ontology annotation, biological process: secondary metabolite biosynthetic process. NCBI's taxonomy places the organism in Eukaryota, Fungi, Basidiomycota, Tremellomycetes, Tremellales, Tremellaceae. The annotation marks the transcript as partial.
AUGACGAUUUCGAUAUGGACUUGGCAUAUGGUCUCCCUCGCCUGGAAACAUGGAUCAAAGAGCUUCGUGAGAGGGUCAGUUCUGGUGUCUUAAAAUCCGAUCGACAUAACUUGGACAAGAAGGACUUUUACUCGAUGGAAAUGGACGAUAUUGAUCGUUAUCUCGAUGCAAGCGAGGCUAUCCUCUUGAAAGAUCGUGAUCUGACAUUCGGUGGACCUUUCCCUAUUCCCACGUCCCACCCGGCACCGCCCAAGAUCCCUCCUCCCAAUUCCUGGGCUGCGUUCCACGCUUCAUUCCUUCGUCCCCAGUCCACUAAUCUCCUCAACAUGCCCACAGAUGAGGUGCUUCCUUCGCCAGGAGAAUUCUACACUUCCUUCAUUGCCUCCGACGUAGGUGGAGUACUUCCGAACGAUUUACAGGUCCUUAUGGACUCCGCCAGUGAAGUGAUUCAUGUCGAUCCCCGGGAGAUGAACAAGACUUUGGAAAUUUUGGAAACUCGCUUGAGGAGUAUUCUAUCCAACGGAUGGCGAAGCCGAAGCCGAAGUCGCAGUGAUCGCGGACGACCGCGAUCUACCCACCUGUCAUAGAUCCAAUCGUCAGACGUUUCGUUCUCAAGCAAAUAUGGGGGAUACGGUAUUGUCUGCCAACAAACUUUCCCAUUCAGAUCACCGCCACGCCGGCGAGUGACGACGAUACGAUGGAUUUUUCCAGACGCUAUGUUUCUCCGACAUCCUUUAUAUAAAACCACAACAAGAUGAUCGACACACAUGAACGAUUGAGCGACGCCGUCCGUUUCCCUACAUGCCCACACGUCACCCGGGUCCUUGGUCAAAACCCGGGAGUGUAUACGAUGCAAGGCACCAACACCUAUCUUCUUCAGCCUCCAUCCAACCCUCUGGCCCCUUUGAUUCUCAUCGACACGUCGUCGCCUCACACCGCACAACAAUACGUCGAUUGCAUUCUCACUCAUCUCUUCCACCUCGGUCUUCAGUCUGGGGUUCGUGAAGUCUUCUAUAAUGGACCUCAUGCGAACGCUGUCCUCAAAUACACUGACAAAGAAAAACAUGAUGCGGUCAAGCUUCAGCAGUAUCAAGAACAUAUUGAAGAUCCUCGUAAAAAUGAUCUCAUGCUUGUCGAGUAUGGACCCGGUUCCGGUUGGGUACCAAAUUCUACUCAAGAUCGUCGUCUUCCUCAUGUGGAACAUAUCAUUCUCACCCAUCGACACUUGGACCAUGUGGGAGCUCUACCCUUGUUGCUCAAGACGCUCAAAGAACGUGGAUGUCCUCCACCUAAAUUGUGGAAAUUCCCAAGCCCCGAUGAAGCGCAGCUUGCGUUGGACCCGAAAGGUCGUUUGACCACAGAUGCGACUCUCUGGGAGAAUCUUGUACCGGGUACAUACACUGGAUUCUCGCCUUUCCAACCGUUUCACCCUAUCAUGCCGGGUUUGAUGAUCAGUAUCAUUGAUCCGAAGUAUAGGCAUUUGUUGAAAUACGAUCAGGAAGGUCAGCCGAAAUGGAAUGAAGUGCCGGAGAUGGUGAGGGUUUCCGUCAAAUGUAUGAGGACUCCGGGUGUUACAGCGGACAGUGUUUCGUUGAUCCUCCAGGAAGGUGAGUC